Podarcis muralis (Common wall lizard) is the source of this 1176-nucleotide messenger RNA. The record is from RefSeq and is a predicted model, not a curated record. NCBI's taxonomy places the organism in Eukaryota, Metazoa, Chordata, Lepidosauria, Squamata, Lacertidae.
GGUGAAGCGAAACCCCGCCCUCGAGUCUCCUGCAGCUGCCGGAGGGAAGGAUCUUUAAGUUUCCUCGCCAAAGGGAACAGAAAGAGACCAGGAGAGGAGAGAGAGCCGGCUGCGCUCGGAGCGGGUUUCCCGCUGCUGCCCUCGCGCCAAGCCUCUCUCCCCGGGGAGUCAGGCGCCGCGAGUUGGCACCCACUUCCCUUGGCAGAGUCUCCAGAUCUGGGUCUUUGGGUGGCCGUGGUUUCUGCUGCGCUGGGGCUGGCGGGGAAGGAGCGCGAUGUCGAAGAAGAUCGUCCUCAAUCUCCCGGCCCUCUCCUUCACAGCUCCCCCCAGAAAGGGGGACGACGAGGGCAGCAUUUUCCCCGCGACGCGGCUGCCCAAAGCGGGUCCCUCGCUCUUUCUGGAGCCGCAGCCUUGGGCGAUUCACUGCGCCGCGCUCCUCCUUCUGGGCACCUUGCUGGACUUGCGAGACGAGGACUGGAGGAAAUUCAAGGGCGAACUCCUCAGAUUCCCGGUCAAGGAGGGCGUCGGAAGAAUCCCCAAAAGGUUGCUGAGGGAAGCCGAUGCUCGGCAGCUCAGGGAUCUAUUAAUCCACUACUACGGUGAGGCUUAUGCCGUGGAGGUGACGGCGCUGGUGCUGCAGGCGAUGGACUACAAGCCCCCGGUGGGCUCUCUCUUUGUUUUCAUCAGGCUAAUAAGGAUUACACAUUUAUGCCUGCUGGUCACCCUGAAAACCUUGAAGGAGUCAGAUCUGAAGCAGUUCAAGGAUAAACUCAGCGUGUUCCCCUUCAAGGAAGGCUAUGUCAGUAUCCCCAAGGGGUUGCUGGAGGAAGCAAAUCUUUGGGAGCUCACAGAAUUGCUGCUUACAUACUGUGCUGAGGAUUAUUCUGUGGAGGUGGUGUCAGAGGUGCUGAAGGCCAUUGAAUGUGAGCCCUUGCCAGAAUGGCUCUUUCGUCUCAUCGGGAAAGCAGAGCAACCCGCCGAAACACAUGUUUCAAGGCAUCGGACAGCUGUAGUAUUGUCUUCAAAAAUUAUUCAAGGUCUGGAGGAGCUGCUUUCAUCAGAAAGAGCCACCAAAGGGUCAUUGAAAAGAUACGCAUUCUUUAGUGAUGAGAUGAUCUGCAAGGGAGAGAACAGUUGAUUGAAAUUCUUGAAGAGGACCUAGACUUCGUUUUGCAC